CCCACCAAUGAACCAAGCUCGAUACAGUGUUCUGAUAGACUUGGCACCUCAACCACUCAACACUAAUGAUAGUGUCCUAAUUAUUUUGGAUGUGAAGUCUCCCAGUAAUAGAGUAGUACUUGGAUGCAUUGGCUUGGACGAAACGUGACACAUCUUAACAAUGUUGAGAGUGGCCGUAAAAAAACAGCGUGUACGUUUUAUGAUGCGUGUGCGAUCAUGCAUGAAUGGGUUGGCUCGUCCCUAACGAGUAACCACAAAGCCAGCACUUGUCCCAGACGAAAGGGCCCGAGUCCAGCCCCGAUCAAGGCACGCAGGGAUUUAACGCCCAUGUUUGCGCCCGGGACGGCAGCAUUCUCCCCCGACCGGAUGGAGUGCACGUCGGCCAGAAAAUGAACAGCCCAGAUCGUGUAUCCACCUUGGCACCAUGAUCCACAGGGUCCAAAGCAAGGCUGACUCAACUCAACAACCCUCUGCUUGGAACAUUGUUGCCGGACCAAACCCACAAUGCAACCCCUAUAAAUCCCCUGCCCCCUCCCAUGGAGUCGCUGCACUCACUUCACGCGCCACACUAACUAGAGAAGUAGGGACCCACAGGGCCAAAAGCCGGAACACUCUCGGCGCGCCACAGACAUCCGAUCGACGAUGGCCGUCGAGGUCGUCACGUCCGAGCUGGUGCCGCCGAGCGAGCCCACGCCGCGGGGCGCGCUCUGGCUGUCCAACCUCGACCUCGCCGCCAGGAACGGCUACACCCCGACGGUCUACUUCUUCCGCCGCCCCGACGACGGCUUCUGCUGCGGCGACGGCAAGCCGCCGCGCGGCUUCUUCUCGGCCGACGUCAUGCGCGCGGCGCUGGCCGCCGCGCUGGUUCCGUUCUACCCCUUCGCCGGCCGCCUCGGCGUCGGCCGCGACGGGCGCGCCGAGAUCGACUGCAACGCCGAGGGCGCGCUCUUCGUCGUCGCCCGGUCCGCGGGCGCGCUCGACGACGUCUUCGAGGGCUUCGCGCCGUCCGAGGCCAUGCGCGACAUGUUCGUGCCGGCGUACGAGUCCGCCGGCCCCGGGGCACCCCUGCUCCUGCUUCAGGUCACCUUCUUUCAGUGCGGCGGCGUGGCGCUGGGCACGGCGAUGCACCACUUCGUUAUCGACGGCCGCAGCGCCUUCAACUUCAUCCGUACGUGGGCCGGCAUAGCCCGCGGGGACGCCGGCGCCGCCGUGGUACCGUCCCUCGACCGCACGCCCCUCCGGGCGCGCCCGCAGCCGGCCGUCCUCUUCGACCACACCCACGAGUACGGCGGCGGCCGCCGGAUCACAGCAGCAGGCGGCAGCAGCAAGCAGGAUUACGCCAGCGCCAUCCUCCGCGUGAGCGGCGCGCAGACGGCGGCGCUCCGCGCCCGCGCGGGUGCGGUGUCCACCUUCCGCGCGCUGGUGGCGCACGUGUGGCGGUGCGCGUGCACGGCGCGCGCGCUGGCCCCCGACGCCGAGUCCCGCCUGUACACGAUGGUGGACAUGCGCGGCCGCCUGUCCCCGCCGCUGCCGGAGGCCUUCUUCGGCAACGCGGUGGCGCGCACCUCGGCGUCCGCCCGCGUCGGCGACCUGCUGGGCGGCCCGCUGGGGUUCGGCGCGCGCCGGCUCCGCGCGGCGACGGGGCACGGGGACGGGUACGCGCGGUCGCUGGUGGACUACCUGGAGACGGCGGACCCGGCGGCGCUGCCGCGCGGCGGGCUGCCCGGCACGGACCUGCGGGUGAUCAGCUGGCUGGGGAUGCCGUCGUACGACGCCGACUUCGGGUGGGGUGAGCCGGCGCUGCUGGCGCCGGCGCUCAUGUACUACCCGGGGUUCGUGUACCUGCUCAACUGCCCGGGGAAGGAGGGCGGCGUCGCGGUGGCCGCGGCGCUGGAGCCCGAGCGCAUGGAGCGCUUCAAGGAGCUCUUCUUCGAGGGGCUGGCCACCGUGGUGUGAGAGAGUGGGACGGACGUUCAUGCGUGUUCGAGCGUUGCGCCAGUUCACUUAGAUUACGAGUUGUCACGAUGCUUACUAAUGACCAUCUUCUGUAUCGUGUACGUCUGCAUAUAUGUACAUCUAUAUCGCUGAACUAAACGGACUGUUACCGUGUGGGGCCCGCGGUGUGGGUCGACC
Messenger RNA from Panicum hallii, 2133 nucleotides. Its product is annotated as hydroxycinnamoyltransferase 4-like. The transcript has 2 exons. The coding region runs from base 643 to 1956 and encodes 437 amino acids. Gene Ontology annotation, molecular function: acyltransferase activity, transferring groups other than amino-acyl groups. NCBI's taxonomy places the organism in Eukaryota, Viridiplantae, Streptophyta, Magnoliopsida, Poales, Poaceae. The record is from RefSeq and is a predicted model, not a curated record.